AUGGAGCCGGGGACGGAUGGCCGCCAGCGUGGAUCAGCCGGCUCCGGGGACCAGGCAGUGGGAGAGCUCUUCACCUUCGGCUGCGGCACACUUGGUGAGCUCGGACAUGAUCGGGCCGAGGAUCUUCCUUGCCGACCAGAGGCGUUCCCUGUUAGCUUCCUUGAGGCUUGCGGGGAGGAGGUGGAGGUGUCCUCUGUCGCACUUGGGAACGACCACUCCCUGGCACUCGUGAAAGGCAAGGUCUACCGGUGGGAGCCUUGGGUGGCGAGUGUGGAGGAGGACAGGUGA
Messenger RNA from Symbiodinium sp. CCMP2592, 288 nucleotides. The record is from the annotation of a GenBank genome assembly. NCBI's taxonomy places the organism in Eukaryota, Dinophyceae, Suessiales, Symbiodiniaceae.